AUGAAAAAUGAUGAAGGAUUAACCACAAUCCUUGAUGAUGCUCUAUUCAGUUACCGAGAAAUUCCAUUUAUGACCAUUAAUAAUGAAGGGUCAACAGAAAAGAUAAAUGAAAUAUACCGCUAUAUUUUACGUCUUUAUGAUCACCUUAUUAAUAACCAAAAGGCAUUA
Messenger RNA from Funneliformis geosporum, 168 nucleotides. The record is from the annotation of a GenBank genome assembly. Lineage: Eukaryota; Fungi; Glomeromycota; Glomeromycetes; Glomerales; Glomeraceae.